Molecule: messenger RNA, 1396 nt
Organism: Cuscuta campestris
Lineage: Eukaryota; Viridiplantae; Streptophyta; Magnoliopsida; Solanales; Convolvulaceae
Source: the annotation of a GenBank genome assembly
GGAGAUUGCAGCUUAGGGAAAAUCAAAAUAUUGAACGCCGUGGCCGGAGAUUGCAGCUCCGUUUCCGGAAUUUGAGACCUGUAAUAAACAACCUUCCUACAUUUUCAGAAACAAAUAAAAAAUGGGCGCGGGAGGCAGAAUGGCCGAACCGAAAGACAUUCAACGGGUCCCGUUUGCCAAACCGCCUUUCACCUUAAGCGAGAUCAAGAGGGCGAUCCCGCCCCAUUGUUUCAAACGGUCGGUGGCCCGCUCGUUCUCAUAUGUCGCCUAUGACCUCAUCAUUGCCUCACUCCUCUACUACGCCGCAACCAAUUACUUCCAUCUCCUCCCUCACCCACUCCCUUACUUGGCGUGGCCCCUUUACUGGAUCUGCCAGGGCUGCGUGCUCACUGGGGUGUGGGUGAUCGCGCACGAAUGCGGCCACCAUGCCUUCAGUGACUACCAGUGGCUUGACGACACUGUUGGAGUUAUCCUCCACUCGGCUCUCUUAGUUCCGUACUUCUCAUGGAAAUACAGCCACCGUCGCCACCACUCCAACACCGGGUCCCUCGACAGGGAUGAGGUCUUUGUCCCUAAACAGAAAUCCGCCCUCGGCCCACUCACCAAGAUCCUCAACAACCCGCCCGGUAGAGCCUUCACUCUCCUCUUCCAACUCACCUUCGGAUGGCCACUCUACCUGAUGUUCAACGUCUCCGGUCGCCCGUACCCCCGGUUUGCAUGCCACUACGACCCAUACGGCCCCAUAUACUCGGACCGGGAGAGGCUCCAAAUCUUCGUCUCCGACAUCGGGAUCUUCAUCGUCACCUACAUUCUCUACACGCUAGCGGCAACCAAAGGGCUAGCGUGGGUCAUCUGCGUCUACGGGUGCCCGUUGGUCGUCGUGAACGGAUUCCUUGUGUUGAUCACCUACUUGCAGCACACCCACCCCGCGUUGCCGCAUUACGACUCCACGGAGUGGGACUGGCUAAGGGGUGCCCUAUCGACGGUGGACAGGGACUACGGGAUCCUAAACAAGGUGUUCCACAACAUCACAGACACACACGUGGCGCACCACCUCUUUUCCACCAUGCCCCACUAUCACGCAAUGGAGGCGACAAAGGCGAUCAAGCCGAUACUCGGGGAGUACUAUCGGUUCGACGACACACCGGUGUUCGCGGCGAUGUUUAGGGAAGCCAAGGAGUGCAUUUAUGUGGAGACAGAUGGAGGGGGCAAGAACAAGGGUGUUUUCUGGUACAAAAAUGAGCUCUGAAAAUGUUCAGAAAACAUCUUUGUUGUUGUGUGGGAAUGUGUUGGUUGGAGCCCAUUGGGCUUUCCUCGUGUCGGUCCGUAUUGAGUCUGGGUCAUAUGCUCAUUUAAUGGGCUUCUUUUGUCGUUGUGAUAAAACUUGCUUGUGUCA